AUGGAGAAGGUUUAUGCAGACCCUAACAUGGAAGCUGAUAAUACAGAGCACAUCAGAGGGAAGCGACUGUCCUCUAUUUUGAAGGCUCCGCGAAAUCCUCUUGAUGAUCUGGGAAACGGGAAUGAAUUGACGCAGGAUAUCAAUAUAGAAAAACGUCGGAAAAACUCUCGCCGCGUCAGCUUUGCGAACACCAUAAAAAAUGAAGAACCUGAAGCUGUUCCCUGUGAGAUCACUGGGAUGAACACUUUGCUUCAUGCCCCUAUACAGGCAUUGGUGCAGCAGACUGAGUGGUAUGAUGUGGACAACACCAUUCAAAGAACAAAUAGGCAUGACACCACCCUCAUCUUUUCGGAUGGAAAUGAAAUGGAUAUGACAGCUAGUCACACUGCAGUGAUUACACGUAACCUGAAAACCAAUCAAGCCGACAAAACUGAGAAAAGAGAUAUCACGUCAUUUCUGGCUGGGUUAAACUCUAACAAUGGAAAGGCAGAAAUGAGCAAAGAAUUUCGUUUCUUCUCUGACCCUACAAAUGAUUUGUGCCCAUCUUUUGAACAGAAGGAAGAUGCUACUGCUGUAAAAAAGAUAAAUUUCAAUGAAUUUUUGAUGACCUUGAAGUCAAACGAAAAGGCACUCAAUCCUUUUGAGGGACCUGAAAAAGAGAAUGUUUUCUUUGUCCCUUCGCAAGUCUCGGAAGACACGGCACGAUCGCCAGUGGAAUUUGUAUAUUCCCAUGAACCGCUGGACACCUGCGAUGUAACGAAAGCCUUCAGAGGGCAAGAUGAUGGAAUGGAAAUGACGAAGUGCCAGGCAUCUGAUGUUAAAGCUAUGUUUUCUGGUAUUUGUGAAGCUCCACCAGAGCAAUUACUGUGUGUGGAUGUUACCGAGGCAUUUGUAGAUGAUGGAAUGGAUAUGACAACUAGUCACACUGCAAAAAUGUCUUUUCCCUUCUCCAGUGUUGGGAAUCAAAGUGAGAAGACAGUCAUAUUCUCCGGAGAAGAUAUGGACUUGACCAAAACCUGUGUUGUCAAGGAUGAUGGAAAGAAUGUUGAAAAUGAAUGUGAGAAAACAACUAUAUUUUCAGAUGAUGCCGAUAUGGACAUCACCAGAAGUCAUACAGUUUCAGCAGACAAAAUGAUUUUGCAGUGUAAAAAUACAAAUGAUGACAUAUCUUUAAUUUCUGGAGAUAAAACUUGUGUUUUUACCUACAAUGAUGACAUGGAAAUAAGCAGACUCGAUACUGUUGCAGUUGACAAAUCUCUGGAAAAGGCUGCAUCUCAAGGGAUGCUUAACGUGGCUAAAAGGACUGGAAGGAAAAGCUUGAAGGGAACAACAGGGGAAAAGACUGUUUUAUUUUCACUGGACAAUGAGAAUAAUGACAUGGAGAUCACAGAGAGCCAUACGGCUGCAAUAGGCCAUGAAAUGGUCUUGCCAAAUGAGGUAGGGCUUCACUCUGCCUCUUCAGCUCAUCCUGUUAACACUGUUAGGUUCACAAGUAGCCAGGCUGACAUGGACAUUACCAAGUCUUGCUCUGCUGAUAAAAUUACUGUGAAAGUUGUAUGUGAUGAUAAACUGAACUUGGAUAAGGAGGUUGGACAGCAAGCACUUCCGAAGAGCGAAGCUACUAUGUUUGCGAUGGAUGAUAUGGAAAUCACUAAAACCCAUAAUGUAGCUUUGGAAGAAAACUCUCUGCAAGGUAGGCAACCCAAUCAGGCUGUUCCUUUAACUUCCACAAUUAUGUUUACGAGUUACCAGGCUGACAUGGAAAUGACAGAGUCUCACUCUGUUGAUGAAAGUAUUGAAAGGGUCUUAUGUGAGGAUCGAUUAAACCUGGCUGAGCAGGUUGGACAGGAGGCCGUUUCGGCGAGCAAAACCGUCAUCUUUGCUUUGGCCGAGGACAUGGAGCUCACUAAAACUCAUACAGCUGUAUUAAGUGGUAUCUUCCAGCCUAAAUUACCAAACAGAAGAAAUCCUUCUGUUUCUAGUGUGCAAGACAUAAAUGCAAAGUCUUCAGACAAAGGAGAAGCACCAGUUUCAGAAGUAAGUGUAAAUGCUGGUGAAACCCCAGGUAACAGUAAGCCCAGCAGGCAGAACUUCAGCCCUUCUCAGUUUAUAGCAGAAGAAUUUCUUCCUGUCUGCCUGGAAGAAAUGGAUUCAAAUGAAUCUGUAAGCUCUGAACUGAUGGAAAAUGCUUGCAAUGAGAUAAGCAAAAAACAAACCUCCCACAAUGAAAAGAAUCAAUUUGAAGAGACAAAAACUUGCAACAACACAAAAAGAGCUUUGGAACCACACGAGGAGGAUCUUCAAAGUCCAAAGAAGCUCAAGAGGGAUGAAAACUUGGACGGUGAGGCCUCCCAAGACUUGCAGGUUACUUUUGGCGCUGUGUCUCAAAGCCACGUGGAAGUUCAUGAAGGUGAAGAUCCUCCAAAUAUCUCGGGUAAAAGCCCUGAUUGUACUCAUGCCAGCACCAGCAGCUCUCUGGAGUCUGUUAAGGCUGACACAGAAUUAACAAGUAAGGCUUCCUUUCGAAGCAGUCAGAUGGAGUCUCAGCUUCUCACAGACAGCAUUUGUGAAGAUAACUUACGGGAGAAAUUUCAGAAUGGUCUUAUCACAGUUGGGGAGUUUUUUACGCUGCUUCAAGUCCAUGUUCCGAUUCAGAAGCCCCGGCAUAGCCAUCUUCCAGCCAACUGUGCGGUCAGUGAACCACCUACUCCAGAAGACCUCAUUUACAGCCAAUAUGUUUAUCGCCCCAAGCUGCGUAUUUAUGAAGAAGAUUGCGAGGCCCUUUCUCAGAUGAUAGAUGAGUUAAAAGUGUAUGCAGAUGUCCAGGAUCAGCUCCUGGUGAAUGUGAAUAAGAGUUUGUGGGAAGUAAUGAGAACCUGCUCUGAUGAAGAGCUGAAGAGCUUUGGAGCAGAACUGAACAAAAUGAAAUCCUAUUUCACCAAGGAGAGUAAAAUCUUGGCUCACAAUGAGAAAGCGACAUUGUACAGCAAAUUGCUGCAGAGCGCGCAGGAACAACAUGAAAAGCUACAGUCAAGAAUAGAAAAGGUGGAUGAAUUGCUGGAGGAGGCAGAGAGCUGUCUUGUUGCUCUGGAAGCAGAUUCUGACUGGGAAGACUGGGAAGCAGACUGCGGUGAUGAAAUGGCAGAAGGGAAAAGCCUAAAGAAAGAAUUGGAAAGCCUCAAAGCCCAAGAAGAGGAACUUCAAAGAGAACUGUCAGAUCUGGAGACUGAGAAUGAGCAAAUGCUUGCUCAGAUGAACCAGCUACAGGAAAAAGAAAAAAGCUGCCAGGAACUCCUGGAGAGAUACGACUUCACCGAGUGGGAGAUUACUGAAUGGAGUGAACAGCAGGCAGUCUUUAAUUUUCUUUAUGAUUCUAUUGAACUCACAGUUGUGUUCGGACCCCCAAUAGAUGGUGAUGUUUCUGGUGAAGAUCCUUCCAGAAAGAUAGUUAGCCUGAACUUUGAAUCUCUCUUGGAUGAGGAAAAAGCUCCACCCUCCUCACGUUUAGUCCAAAGACUCAUCUUCCAGUUUAUUGAAAGUCAGGGAUGCUGGCAGGAAAAGUGUCCCACACUGUGCUACUUGCCCCAGGUUCUUCAUGACAUCUCUUUGGUGGUGAGUCGUUGCAAGAUCUUAGGAGAGGAGAUUGAAUUUCUGGAGAGAUGGGGUGGAAAAUUUAAUCUUCUGAAGACAGACAUCAAUGACACAAAAGUGAAGCUUUUGUUCUCCGCUUCCACAGCUUUUGCAAAGUUUGAGUUGACCCUGGCUCUAUCUGCCAACUACCCAUCUGCUUCGCUGCCUUUUACUGUCCAAAAACAAAUUGGGAAUAUUGGGGAGGAGGAAAUAUCUGCUGUUCUGUCCAGUGUGCCAAUUGGCUACCACUAUCUGCGGAGAAUAGUCAGCUUGAUUCAUCAAAACUUGCUCCAGGAUCCCAGAUGA
Messenger RNA from Nipponia nippon (crested ibis), 3936 nucleotides. Lineage: Eukaryota; Metazoa; Chordata; Aves; Pelecaniformes; Threskiornithidae. The record is from RefSeq and is a predicted model, not a curated record.